AUGACUAGUGAGAAUGAUAAUUCAGUCCUAUUGCCGCCUGAUUCGUACGGCUCGGUGGUUCUCGGUGGCACCUUCGACCGCUUACAUGACGGCCAUCGCCAAUUCCUCAAGGCUGCGGCUGCGGUGGCGAGGGAUCGAAUCGUGGUUGGUGUUUGCGAUGGCCCCAUGCUCGCUAAUAAACAGUAUUCUGAUUUGAUAGAGCCAAUUGAGCAAAGAAUGAAAAACGUUGAAGAGUACAUUAAGUAUGUUAAGCCAGAGUUGGUUGUGCAAGCAGAACCAAUUGUGGAUCCUUAUGGUCCGUCAAUUAUCGAUAAUAAUUUGGAAGCUAUUGUUGUAAGUAAGGAGACAUUUGCUGGGGGAUUAUCUGUUAAUAAAAAGAGGGCCGAGAGAGGUCUCUCACAGCUAAAGAUUGAAGUUGUUGAUUUAGUACCUGAAGAAUCUAGUGGAAACAAAUUGAGUUCUACAGCCUUGAGGAAACUUGAAGCCGAGAAACGCAAGAUGCUUCAGGUGGAAGGUGAGCUGCUGAAGAAAAGCUUUGAUGAGAAUGUCCCGUUUAGCAAAUCCCUCUAUUCCAGCCAAACGAGCUGUCUCAUAGCUUCCUCCACUUCGUCUUCCAAAAGUCUGAAUCCCGAGGUUUUAGCGCCAGGCACCAGCUGA
This is a messenger RNA of Striga hermonthica, 657 nucleotides long. NCBI's taxonomy places the organism in Eukaryota, Viridiplantae, Streptophyta, Magnoliopsida, Lamiales, Orobanchaceae. The record is from the annotation of a GenBank genome assembly.